GGGCUACGGGCGGGUCACUCUGAGACAGGCAAGCCUGUGGCGGGCGGUCCUGGGUGCGGAUUGGCUCUGGGAGUUUCCAGACGGAGGCUAUAAAAGUGGGGAGCCGAGCCGGGGAGCUCUCGUUGCGCUUGCGGUGUCGGGGGCAAGGCGACCGUUAGUUAGCGUCGCGGAUUUUUCUGUCUUAGGUGUUUCCGUCUAACGCUGCUUGCCUGAUUUUCAGUCAGGAUGUCUGCCCGCGGCCCGGCUAUCGGCAUCGACCUGGGCACCACCUACUCGUGCGUGGGGGUCUUCCAGCAUGGCAAGGUGGAGAUCAUCGCCAACGACCAGGGCAACCGCACUACUCCCAGCUACGUGGCCUUCACCGACACCGAACGCCUCAUCGGCGACGCCGCCAAGAAUCAGGUGGCCAUGAACCCCUCCAACACCAUCUUCGACGCUAAGAGGCUGAUCGGGCGGAAAUUCGAGGACGCCACAGUGCAGUCGGACAUGAAGCACUGGCCAUUCCGGGUGGUGAGCGAGGGAGGGAAGCCCAAAGUGCAGGUGGAGUACAAGGGAGAGAUCAAGACCUUCUUCCCGGAGGAGAUCUCCUCCAUGGUCCUCACUAAGAUGAAGGAGAUCGCCGAAGCCUAUCUGGGGAACAAGGUGCAGAGCGCGGUCAUCACCGUCCCGGCCUAUUUCAACGACUCGCAGCGCCAGGCUACAAAGGACGCCGGCACCAUCACCGGCCUCAACGUGCUGCGUAUCAUCAACGAGCCCACGGCGGCAGCCAUUGCCUACGGCCUGGACAAAAAGGGCAGCGCGGGCGGUGAGAAAAACGUGCUCAUCUUUGACCUGGGCGGUGGCACCUUCGACGUGUCCAUCCUGACCAUCGAGGAUGGCAUCUUCGAGGUGAAGUCCACCGCCGGCGACACCCACCUGGGCGGCGAGGACUUUGACAACCGCAUGGUAAGCCACCUGGCGGAGGAGUUCAAGCGCAAACACAAGAAGGACAUUGGACCCAACAAGCGCGCUGUGCGGCGACUGCGCACAGCCUGCGAGCGCGCCAAGCGCACCCUCAGUUCAUCCACACAGGCAAGCAUCGAAAUCGACUCGCUUUACGAGGGCGUGGACUUCUACACAUCCAUCACCCGCGCCCGCUUCGAGGAGCUCAACGCCGACCUGUUCCGCGGGACCCUAGAGCCGGUGGAGAAGGCGCUGCGCGACGCCAAGCUGGACAAGGGCCAGAUCCAGGAAAUCGUGCUGGUCGGCGGCUCCACCCGCAUUCCCAAGAUCCAGAAGCUGCUGCAGGAUUUCUUCAACGGCAAGGAGUUGAACAAGAGCAUCAACCCUGACGAGGCGGUGGCCUACGGAGCUGCGGUGCAGGCGGCCAUCCUCAUCGGGGACAAGUCAGAGAACGUGCAGGACCUGCUGCUUCUCGACGUGACCCCAUUGUCGCUGGGCAUCGAGACGGCUGGCGGCGUCAUGACCUCACUCAUCAAGAGGAAUACCACGAUCCCCACUAAGCAGACGCAGACCUUCACCACCUACUCAGACAACCAGAGCAGCGUUCUGGUGCAGGUGUACGAGGGCGAACGGGCCAUGACCAAGGACAAUAACCUGCUCGGCAAGUUCGAUCUAACCGGUAUUCCUCCGGCGCCCCGCGGGGUCCCCCAGAUAGAAGUCACCUUCGAUAUUGACGCCAACGGCAUCCUCAACGUCACCGCCGCCGACAAGAGCACCGGUAAAGAAAACAAAAUCACCAUCACUAACGACAAGGGUCGUCUGAGCAAGGACGACAUUGACCGGAUGGUGCAGGAGGCGGAGCGGUACAAGUCGGAAGAUGAGGCCAAUCGCGAUCGCGUCGCCGCUAAAAACGCCGUAGAGUCCUAUACCUACAACAUAAAGCAGACCGUGGAAGACGAGAAAUUGAGGGGAAAGAUUAACGAGCAGGACAAAAACAAGAUCCUCGACAAGUGUCAGGAGGUGAUCAGCUGGCUCGACCGGAACCAGAUGGCAGAGAAAGACGAGUAUGAACACAAGCAGAAAGAGCUCGAGACAGUGUGCAACCCCAUCAUCAGCAAACUUUACCAAGGCGGCCCUGGCGGCGGCGGUGCUUCUGGAGCCUCUGGGGGACCGACCAUCGAGGAAGUGGAUUAAGUUUGCACUCGGUUCUACGUAAAACUUUUUCCUUUCUCAUUUUUUCCCCCUUUCGUUUUUGUUUCUUUGAAAUGUACCAAGAACGAGAUCUGUUGCUGGAAGUUUUUAGUCCUGUGUAUGCCUGUGGAAAGGAAAGGUGCAACAACUUAGUUUAAUUAUAAAAGGUUAGUUCUGAAGUUUGAUUUUUAAAAACAUUGCGUUUUCUAUUUAAAGCAUGUUGCGUGUUUGCUGAUUUGAGCAUUUUUGGUUAGCUUAGUUUGUGCAUGGAAGUUUGUUGGAGAUGAGAAACCUGAAGUUUGCACACAUGUUCUGUGGAAGCUUGGUAAUAAAAUAUAGAAGCUUGAAUUGUUUAUUUUUAUGUAUUACUUUAAGACUAAAGUGAACAUUGAAGUAAUGUUAAGGGCAGUAUACUUUUUGCAAAAUACAAAUUUAAAGUAAAGCUGAAAUUGAUCCCCAAAUUACUGUCAUGGAGUUUUCCAUUUUCCCUUCUUACUGUUUUACAGGUGUUGAUCUUUAAGUAGGUAUAUUAGUAUCAGAUGAAAUUUAUCUAACUAAAUCUUGUCUAAUCCUGAGAUGAGGUUCCUGCUUUGAAUUACCAACAACUUAAGAUCUGGGAGAAGAUCGGGGUAAACUUUUCCCCCUUUUAAUACAGAAACCAGACUGGGGUCUUAUAGUGUACACAAACUCUUAAGGCUUGGCUUAUGUGGUCAAGUGAAAAUCCAUCUGAAUAUUCCAGAAAAAUACAAAUUGUAUUCGGGGUAUAAAAUGAUUCUUUCUGAUAGUAGCCUAAUGUAGUAUAAGGCAAGUAGCUUUCUGUGACAUACAGGUGCCUAAAACAAGAGACAGCAAGUAAGUGUUAAAGCCAUUUAAAAAUUUCAAAUUUCGUCAAAGUUGUUUUAACUUUAAUUUUCGAGUAAAACACAGCUCAGUUUCUGAGCUUAUGGCCAAUUCCAUUAGAAGAUGUUUGUAGCAGUUAAAAUUAUCUGGGGGUUAAGGGUGGAAAAUACAGAUUUCUUUUUCUCAUUUGACAGUCAUAAUGCUUUUGCAAUACCUGCCUUAAAUCACUAGAAAAGAUUUCUUUUUUAAAAAAAACUGCAAGAUAAUCCUGUAUUUUGUUAAUACACAGCUUGUCCAUUUUCCUGUAUAUCUGAUUUGAGAUCGUUUCAGAUAGAUCCACUAUCCUGGACUUAACUUUUAAAAUACACAUCCUUGUAUAAGGAUAAAGGAGUUCAUAUUUAUUUGUAUGUUUUAGUGAAGUUACAGGCUUUGUUCUGAUUUAUUCUUUAAGGGAAACUUUGGAGAAAUUCAGUAAAGCUGAUUGGAAAAUGCAUAGUUAACCUAAUGUUUUCACCACACACAGAUAAUUUUACAUCUUUUCCAAGCGAUGCAGCAUUUCUUCAUGUUGUUCACAAGAAAACACUGGAAUAGAGAAGCUAUGACUUUAAUUUAGUAGUGGACCCUUCUGUAUCAUGCAGAGAGAUAUAAAACUGAGUUUUUAACUGAUAUAAAAAACAGUUUUUAACUGAUAUAAAAACUGAAGAACAAAUUAGCCUAAAAACAUUGGGCUUUGGUAAUGACCCUCUCACACAGAAGCUGAAUCGUAUGUACAUAUAGCUUUUUUCCCCCUUUUUUGGCAAGUCUCAUUUGUGUGUAGGGGUGUAAGAUAAGGCAAUUGCUUCAAAAUAAGCUUUAAAAAUUUUAAAGGUACAUGCUGUUUAUACUCUGGAAAGCUGAAGAUAACUUGGGUUUUUCAGUGCUGGUGCCAUGUUGGAAAGUUUUCAGUGAGGAGGUGUUAUGGGUGUAUCAUUGACUAUACAGAUAGCAUCACAUAAGUAUUUGCCAAAUUAGCUUGGUACUAACAGAACCAGGUGAAUAGUUAACUGCCUUAGAGUGACAUCUAACAUGAAUUUUUACCGAGAUAAUACCCAUAUAUUAGCUUUUAUUCUUUAUUUGUUGAAAGUAUCCUCUGUCUUAACUUCAAAAUAUAAUGGAGUCUUUCUGUAAGUGCAAUCUGGUACUAGUAUGACUCAUUUUAGACCUCCCUUUAAAAUAGAUUGGUUUUUAAAAUAUCAGAAAAAUGAACAGUGGUAGUCUCUUUGAUGCUAUGGCUUGGCCUCUUAUAACUUGCUGUAACACUAGCAUCAGUCCAUGUAGAUACUUAAUUUUCAGUUAUUUUGAAAACUAAUUUGUAAAAGUUCUAGCCUUGUUGAGUGUUUUUAAUUUGUGUCUUCUCAAAUUUACCUAGAUCUGAAUAUUGUUAAGGCCACAAAAGUAGUCAUUUAGUGUUUCCAGGGGUCACCAAAACUGGUAACCUGAUAACUGCUGAGAAUUCCAUAGCAGAUGUUAGAUCAGCCACAGUCAAAUGACAAUGGAAAAAUGUACUUGAUGUUAGGAGGAGGCUAAAUUACAGUUUAAAUAGCAUUACUUGAACUUAAAAGUAGUGUUACAUUAGGGACUAGUGGUCAUACUAAAGGCAAUACAAUGUAGAAUGCUAAAAGAUUGAAAAAGUACAUUUCUCAUAAAGGGUACUUAAUUCUUCUUUCCUGAAUGAUAAACGUAUUUGUCCCUGUUUUGAGGCAAUAAAUCUAAACACCUGUUAAAAUAAGACAGAGCAGGUUGUUUAUUGUGAGAUAAUGUGAAAUUUAAAACAGGCUUACUCUAAAUUUUUUGUAGUAUUAUAAAUAUAAUGGAAAUUCAUUAAAAUGACUUGUACAUUAGGAUAUAUUAAUAUUAUUUAUAUCUUUAAACUUAGCAUGUAUAAUAGGAUAUUUAAUGUAUCACUGAUCCAAUAUGUCAGGAGACUUAAUGAGAAUUUCUUUAUCCUUUGUAUAAUCUUAAAUAAGAUUUCAAAGAUGAAAUCAAAAGAUCUCUUCUCAUGAAACUCAAGUAUUGGAACCAUGAUAAAGCACUCACCUACUUUAAAUUGAACGUGGUUUAUGAAAGUUGUGAGGCAUGUUCCCUUUGCUUUUUGAACACUGCAAUUGAAAUUUUAAAGAAUCUCAAAUCUAUAUAUCACAAUUGCCAAGGAAAUACAUGGUUAAGAAACAACAGGAAUGUUCAAAUGCUUCUGUAUACUUAAUGUAUAAAUAAGUAUGAGAAAACUGUUUUGGGGAAUUACCCUUAAGCAUUAAAUUAGAUGCAGAAUUUUAUUCCUUGACGAAUAAAUAUGUAUCUUU
Molecule: messenger RNA, 5312 nt
Organism: Manis javanica (Malayan pangolin)
Lineage: Eukaryota; Metazoa; Chordata; Mammalia; Pholidota; Manidae
Gene: HSPA2
Product: heat shock protein family A (Hsp70) member 2
Molecular function (GO): ATP binding; ATP-dependent protein folding chaperone
Source: RefSeq, a predicted model, not a curated record